AUGACGGUGACAGCGUCAACGAUUGCGGAAGAAAGGAAAAGGACGCCACCACGGGAUGCAGGCGCCACUCAUGAAUUCCGAAUCGACAACACGGACCACAUAAUUGACGUGAACCGUGGGAACAUUCCAUACGAGUAUGACCAGGUGAACCUCGUCUGUCCGUCCUACUCACCUUCUACACCGGAGGAAGAAGCCGAAAAGUACAUCAUUUACAACGUGUCGAAAGAGGAAUACGACACGUGUCGAAUCACGAACCCAAACCCGCGGAUCAUCGCCGUCUCGACAUCUAGCCGGGAGGACUUGCACCGCAGAAUCGGAGGACGCUGCAAGACGAGCAACAUGAGGAUCGUGUUCAAGGUUUGCUGUAAACCUGGUGAAGAGGAUGGAAAUCAAGUGCAAAUUAAACGACCGAGUUCCAAGGAAGAGGCAUCCCUUGCUACAAGUGCGAAGAACGGCACGAGUUCCGAGUCGUCAGCCAGCCGGGGACCCUCGGAGACAUUCUCGUCCUCUGACCUGGGUUCCAACAACGUGGACCGGGUCAAAGGUGGCGACCAGCAACAGCAGCAGACGCAGGUCGAGCAAGGUCAAGAGCAUCGGCACCAACACCGACACGAGGACAACAAAACGCAUCUCGCUGACGAACUGGCCAGGAGUCCGACACUCAGCGAGACCAGUCAGCGUUGGGGGCCGCCCAGGGUGCUGACGACGCGUCGUCCGGGUCAGAAGCACUUUGACAAUGACGAUGCCGGCGGUGGCGGCGGUGGUGUCGACAAUGGAAGGUCGCCCGUCAGCGGCAGCAAUGACGACAAUGCGCCUGUCGACUUUUUUGCACCGUCUGCGACAACUGAGACGACGAGCAAGAACAAGAACUUUGGUUACCCCAUCUUCAGCGUCAAAGCGACCAACAAGAAGAAUGAUGUGAAGUACGACAGAACGGGCAACGAAAUCGUGAAAGAAGAGCUACAAAGCAGAGGCAUUCGACAAGAAUGGAGCCUCGCGACUCAGCUGGCAAUGUCAUUGCUGAUCUGCUUAAUCCUGCCUCGUCUCGUGUUCCGGUGAAAAAUCCCCAUGUCUUUGCCCGGGGGCAAAGAAUCCUUUGAUGGAACUUUACCAGCGAAUAGAGCUGCCUGUGCAACCGCCAUCGAACCCCCAAGGAUCCCUCACUCACACGGAAAUGAUCAAUCAAUCAGUCGAGCAAUCAGUCAGUUAAGGCGUGAGGUCAAGCCAGAACGCCUGGGUUUUCACCAGCGAGGCGGUGUUUUUUUUAUAUUGUGAUAUUUGCUGAGUGGAAUUCUCUCGCUCUCUCUCUCUCUUUUUUUUUAAAUCUCGGAGCAGAGAGAAUUUCUUUUCCCGAGUUCAAGAACCAAAGCACGUUUCUCCCGAGAAUAAAUGGACGAAUCCAACUGCGUGUUGAUUUCAAGUACCGGCGUGGACCAGAAAAGUCACUCCAAGAAAAAGGAUCGAGCUUCGGUAUGGGGAAAAUUGCUUUGGUUUCUUUUCUCUCUUUUUUUUGCGAACAAAAACUCUCAGCUGCGAGAUCUUUUCGGAGGGAGAAGAAUUGAAGGAAUGACGAGGAUCGUUGAACAAUUCGGUGUCAAUGAGCAUGUGUUGAGUGUGUUACUGUUCGAUGUUGCAUCCAUUGAAUGUAACAUGCGUAUAAUGCACGUGAUAUGUAGAGGACUAAUGGGAAAAAGCUCGGCGUUUUUUUUUUGUGCCAGGAGCCAAGUGUGGAGCUGCUCAUUCGUGGUGGCUCGACUUGUCCCCUGUGUUGUGUACCAGGUUACUGUCAUUUUUGGGAUCAAUUCGUCGCUUCGCUCGCUGGUAAAAGAGAAUUUUGUCGCCUCCGCGUGGUUCCUCGUCAGUGAGCGAAUCCACGGUGAGCUGCUUUGAUACAAGCUGUGAUAGCCAUUUUGUUUUUUACUCCAAGAAAUAAGUGUUACAAUCGUGUCCCUUGCAAACGUCGGCAGGCUGAAAGAAGAAAGGAUUUUACCCUCUCUUUUACUUUUUUUUAUUUUCCGUCAAAAGUUUCUCAUGAGAGAAAACCUUGAAACUCACCAGCGAAAAUAAUCAAUGGACUUUUUAUCACCCCCCUUUUUAUUGUUCUAUCGAUCGGGAAUUACAUUUCAUCCAAUUUCCUCCGAAUGAAAAAUGGAUUCCUUGACUUUUUUUUUUUGCCAUGUGAGGAGUUUCUGCCGGAAAUGGCGCGUGCGUGAAUUUCAUCUCGAUUAAAACCUUCCCAUUUUCCCGGGGUUUCACAUCUUUUGCCAAAAAUAUAGAAAUAGAAUAAUGGAAAACUCCUGAUGAGAAAUGAAUGAACUUGAGGUGCAGUUUGUGAAUUUGUUUUUCAACAAUAAGUUCUUUUCAUUGAAUUAGAGAGGUCCAAAAAAUUUCUCUCAUUUUUUAAGCUGUUCAUGGUGUGAUGAAAUUGUUUUACAAAUCAACAGGGAACUUUCAUGAAAAUUUAAAUGCCAUGGUUUCAAUUGCUUUCGAUGAAAAUUGGUUGGUGACUUUCAAGGACGCU
Notodromas monacha is the source of this 2521-nucleotide messenger RNA. Lineage: Eukaryota; Metazoa; Arthropoda; Ostracoda; Podocopida; Cyprididae. The record is from the annotation of a GenBank genome assembly.